CCCAAUUACGAAAAACACUUCUACAAGCUAAAUUUACCCCGGGCCCGGGCACUGUUAAUGAGUUAUUUCGUUCAAGUUCGAAACACUGCACACCAUGUUGCCAUGUCGCGUCGUGAGCAAAAAGGAAUCGCUACCCUUCAUUUCAAAGUGGCGGUGGUGCACUAGUCAACUUGCAAGUGUUUUGUUUACAGACAUGAUGUGCGUAAUGUAGUUUUGUGUGGCUUUAUUUGUCUAUUUUAUCCUAUAGGUUCAUCUGCAGAAGUUUUGAUAAGAAGUCUGUAGGAAGUAUCGCAGCUGUGUUAGUAUGUUGGAUUUUUAAUGACUGAAUUAUUACGCAACUGUGCUGUACAACGAAUACACUCACCCCACCCACCGCUGGAUUCCGGAGUACUUGAUGUCUCAUUGAUUCAUCUUUAUCCCUCUCACGUAAUCUUUCGGUAACAAGAUUUGCUGAUCACUCUGUUUUUGCCAAUCUCCAUUCUGAUCAUCUCAUAAUGGCAAAGGAGACGUUCUCAUCUUUGAUAGAUUUGUUUAAGUCAUCUUCAUCUGUCUCAACAUUAGUUUGUGAUAUAUGUGGAAACAAACUGAGUGUAUUCAAGAAGAAAAAACCAUGUGCUGAAUGCAAGAGGCUAUUCUGCUCUCAAUGUCUUCAGAGAUGCAGGGAUCGUGCACUUCGCUGCAAGAAUUGCUGUGUCCUUACUAUGAGACCACCUAUGCGCUCAGCACUUUUAGAUCUACGCAUUAAGGACUUGCAGCAUUACUUAAAUCAACAUCAUGUUUCAACCAGAGGUUGUCUUGAAAAAGAGGACCUUGUCAAUGUUCUUCUUCGAUAUGCUGCAACAUCUGGAAAUCCUCAUCCUAAUCUGUCAAGCAAUCCUCCUGGUUAUUCCAGAAACUCAGCUGAAACUAGCAACUCUGGACCAUCACCUUCUAACCAGACUUCGUCUUCAUCAUUUACACAAGUUUCAACAGAUCAAUCUGCAAGAGUUAGAACUCAACAUAGUGCAGAUCCUUCCCAGAUGCCCUCUACACAGACUACAUCAGGCAAUGUUGAUACAGAUUCAAGCAGUGACACUAGCUUUGAAAUUGUUCAAAGGCCUAGUUCUGAAGAAAAUAUUUAUUCUUCUUCGACAUCAACGUCUGUCACAGGAGGGAGUAACCAAAGUAGCCCCACACAAACUAACAUACCAUGUGACAGCUCGAUGGCUAGUUCAAGCCCUGUUACCGAAGCAGUUCCACCAGAGAGAGGAACAAGUGCUUCAAAUCCCCAGUCUCCAUCUUCAAACCAAACUCCAACAACAGAAUCAGCCUCAGCCAUUGGGAGUAUUCCUGUGCCUUCUCUAGCUGAUGCAGAAACUUCCAUAAUUCCUGAAGUCAUCAUUGAAACUGAUGUUCCAAAUGUAGAGAAUCAACAAUUAUCAGAUAUUAAUAGCCAGUCAUCACCAUCUGAAUCAAAUUCAUCCAACAACUCCCCAAAUUUAUUGCGAGGAACAAUGGCUUCAAUCACUUCAGAGGCUGAUUUUGAAAGUCUUUCAGUUAAACAGCUGAAAGACAUCCUGCAUCGCCAUCGAGUUAACUAUUUUGGAUGUUGUGAAAAAGCAGAAUUAGUUGAUAAAGCAAAACGGCUAUAUCGAGACUACUGUUCAUCAAGAGCAGAAUUAGAGAAGCUUGACAUGGAUGCGCUGUGCAAGAUUUGUAUGGAUGCUCCCGUUGAAUGUGUUAUGUUAGAAUGUGGUCACAUGGCUACCUGUACUGACUGCGGGCGGCAGCUAAGUGAAUGUCCCAUUUGCCGGCAAUUUGUUGUUAGAAUUGUCCGCACCUUCAAAGCAUAGUAAGAGAGGAUUUAAUGUGAUUUUAAACUAAGUAGGUAGUAGCUUUACCUUAUGUUUAAGUGCCAUACUAUGGUGUAUCUGAAGAAUAUCAAGAUUCAUCAAAAAUGUGAUAUUAUACUGUAUUUAAAAGUCAAUGAUGUUUAGGGGUUGGCAAAAAAACAACAAGAAAAAAAACAUUUGUUUUUGUGAAAUAAUUUAAGUGUGAUUCUACCAGCAAACAGCUCUCUUUGAAGGAUGAGUUCUCUCUAUGACAUAAAGGUUCAAGCAAGAAAAAUUGGGUUGCACUUUGCACUCCAUCUUUUUCUUAACAAUUUAUAAUUUAUUGUAGUGCUCUGGGUUGUCAUCACUUGUUACUGCAAAUGUUAGUUGCAAACUUACGUUGAUGAAACUGAUUCAGCCAUUCCGAUAAAUGUCCUACUACAUUUGACAUUCUAUGCAAUUUUUCAUUCUUUCCUAUCUUGACUUAGAAGAAUGAUAAAAAAUGAUUGGUAAACUUCUUUUCCUAGUACAACUCUAAAUUAAAUGUAUGUUAUCAUAACACUUGCUAUUGAAUUGAUGGCCUUUUAUUAUAAAUACUAUUUAGCUCAAUUUUGAAAAGACUGAUACAUUAUUUUGUUGUUGCAGUAACAUAGAGUUUUGUAAAUUAGUGUCGCACUCUCCCCCUCCCCCCCUCUUUUUUUAGCAGAACAUACAUUUAUUAAAAAUUCUGUGCUAUCUGCACACUGCCUACAGCAAUCAUCUUUUUUUAAAGGGGGCCAUCCUUUUUUUUUCAAUUUUUAUUCACUUUUUGUCUCGGGAUCAGUAAGUGGUGUGUGUGCGUGCAGCCAGUAUACUUUGGAAUUUGACUAGUGCUUGUCAGCUGCUGUAUUGGACUUGCGUUCUCAUAAUACUAUUUUGAUACCAUUUACAUCUACAAUCUCUAGCUAUAAAUUUUAAUUUUAUCCUUUCUUUGACCUAGACCAGUGAAUACCUAAUUGGAAUAGUGGUUUACUGCUUUUGCUAUAAUACUAUUUGUGAAAUGAAUAUACACAUUUUGUGGUUUACAUUGUAUUUAUUGCAUCUUUCCCUCAGGAAUCGUCACUAAGAACGUAUACAUUUACAGAUUUUGUCAUGAACACAUAAACAUGACAUUUGCUGUUUAUGGGGCUCUGUCUAUACUUUGAGUUCUAUUUUGUAAGGGGCAGGAAAAAGUGAGGGGGAGGGGGACGGACAUCAUGAAGUGGUAACUCUGUUUGUAACUAGAAAAACUAACUGUAGAAAAGCUGUAAAUUAAAACACAAGUACUAUGAGAUUAUUUAGAUACAUAUUUGACCUGCUGAGUCAGAAUUGUACUUUUGUUCUAUCUCUUUGUUUGCAAAAGAACCAAAAGUAUUGUACAUUCAAAUUCAAAAGAGCAGUAAGACUGCAUUAAGACGUCUGCUCAUAAAAGUAAGAGAGAUAGGCUUGUUUUUACCUACUAAGUUAGCUUUGUUUCAAGAAGUUUUUAAUUAUGGUGCUAUCUUUAUUGUUUUGUCUUUUUUUAGUGUUAAGGAACUGUUUCGGUGCAACCGCAGGGUUGCCAUUUGUCAGGAUCAUUAUUGAAAUGCCAGGGCAUGAAAAUGUUGGAAAUUGGAAGCACCCAGCACACGCUCGUUUGCCCUUUCCUUCUCUUUUCUGCACUGCGGACAUGAAAAACUGGGUUGUCUCUCUUUUCCUUGUGACAACACUUAACCUUGGUGUUGCUUGUGAUGUUAAUUUUUAAGUAAAUUUUCACUGAUGUUCUCAGGGAUUUUUACACACAGGAUGUAAUACUAUGAGAUUUAGAUUUUAUCAGUACUAAUGGUGCCAUUGAAAUACACUCGUAGAUCUAUUCUACCUGUGCACUCGA
This is a messenger RNA of Frankliniella occidentalis (western flower thrips), 3699 nucleotides long. RefSeq names its product E3 ubiquitin-protein ligase RNF34. The record is from RefSeq and is a predicted model, not a curated record. Gene Ontology annotation, cellular component: cytoplasm; plasma membrane. Gene Ontology annotation, molecular function: ubiquitin protein ligase activity. Bases 495 to 1832 code for a protein of 445 amino acids. Gene Ontology annotation, biological process: protein K48-linked ubiquitination; negative regulation of extrinsic apoptotic signaling pathway via death domain receptors; proteasome-mediated ubiquitin-dependent protein catabolic process. The transcript is spliced from 8 exons. NCBI's taxonomy places the organism in Eukaryota, Metazoa, Arthropoda, Insecta, Thysanoptera, Thripidae.